Molecule: messenger RNA, 2676 nt
Organism: Rhipicephalus microplus (southern cattle tick)
Lineage: Eukaryota; Metazoa; Arthropoda; Arachnida; Ixodida; Ixodidae
Gene: Elp2
Product: elongator complex protein 2
Biological process (GO): tRNA wobble uridine modification
Cellular component (GO): elongator holoenzyme complex
Molecular function (GO): protein binding
Source: RefSeq, a predicted model, not a curated record
UUUCCGUUUCGUUCGUAGACAUGUUCGUAGACAAGCCAAUCGCGGUUUAUGUUUUUGUGGUGCACGUGUACUGGCGUGCUGUCUGAUCGUCGUUUUGUUUUUGUGUCAGCUAAUUUCGGGAGUAUGAAAGGAAAGUGUUAGAUGGCUGUUCGUGUAGAAUAUACGAGUUGCUCUUGCAAUCGCAACCCCCAAUCGCUUGACUGGGGUUGUAACAACAUCGUUGCGUACGGAGCCUGCAACGCUGUCGUCCUGUACGAUCCCGAGGCCGAUAGUGGGGCUGGUGCCGUCACCCACACCCUUGUUAACCACAGCGCCAAAGUUAACUGCGUUCGGUGGAUCCGUAGAAAAAAUGGUGCAGAGACCGCGUUACUGAGCACGUCCGUUGACAAAACGGUGACUAUAUGGACCAAGCAAGACGAUCGUUUUAUUCCAGCUACAAGGCUUGUCGGCCACGAAGAUGCUGUGACGACGGCAGAUGCUUUGUAUUCGGCGCCAGCAUCGAGUGACCUGAUCACAGUUGCAAGCGCUGGUGGAGACUUUUCCAUUCGCAUAUGGGAGGUUGACGCAGAAUUUACGGCGAGAUGUGUACAGGAAAUCAAUCUGAAAGGAAAUUUCGCUAUGGACAUCAGGAUGUGUUUUCUGCCAUCCACAUGCGUUCCAAUGCUGGCAUAUGGAGGCAACGACAUGAUGGUCCACUGUUACUACAAGGAUCCUACAGCAGGUUUCGUGAAGUGCCAUACGCUAUAUGGUCAUGAGGAUUGGGUCAGAGGCAUUACCUUCAAGGAGUGUGCUGACGACAGCGUCUUUGUUGCCUCUUGCAGUCAAGACAGUGUAAUACGAAUUUGGAAGAUAUCACCAUGCAGGGAUGACAAGACGGUAAACAGUAACGGCACACCUGGGGAAAUCAAACUUCGAGGCUCUACAUUUACAGCCACACUUAAUGAAUCUUCUCAAGCCUUUGACGUUGAAUUGGAGACGGUUCUCUCCGGUCAUGAGGGCUGGGUUUACAGUGUUCACUGGUGUCCAGCAACAUCACGAGGUGAAGAUGGAGGUGAGCGCCACAGCCUCCUAUCUGCAUCCAUGGACAAGACCGUCGUUGUAUGGGAACCAGACAGUUCGACGGGGCUUUGGCUGGAUAAGGCUCGGUUUGGCGACAUAGGUGGGAACACAUUAGGCUUUCUCGGGGCCGUGUUCGGUCCUGAUGGGAACAGAAUAUUGGCUCAUGGCUUCCAGGGUUCGUUUCACAUGUGGAAGAGGCCAGAGAGCGACAGAGACAACUUAUGGCAGACCAGCGUGACACCUGGUGGUCACUUUGACAAAGUGGGAGACAUUGCCUGGUCUGCUGGAGGUGAAUACCUGCUGAGCUGCAGUUCUGACCAAACUACAAGACUGCAUGCUCCUUGGAUCAUGCCUCAAGGUAGCAAGUCAUGGAAAGAGAUUGCAAGGCCACAGGUGCACGGCCAUGACCUUGCCUGCAUCGCGUCGACUGGGCGGCUCCAGUUUGUCUCUGGAGCCGAGGAGAAGGUGUUGAGGGCAUUCGAAGGAACCCGCAACUUUAUUGAUAACUUCAAAAGACUGUGUGGUGCCAACCUGCUCGAAGACUGCAGCAUAAAGGAAUUGGCCGAAGGUGCCAGUGUGCCCUCUCUAGGCUUAUCCAACAAGGCUGUUUACGAGAGCGACCUAACUCGCGACACUGGGGAUACGGAGCGACACCCAAAAAACCAGUUCCCCGAGUUUUACUUCACACCCGUCAUCCUCACAGAGCCACCUACAGAGGAAGACCUCCUACAGAACACGCUGUGGACAGAAGCGAGGAAGCUGUACGGGCACGGCUACGAACUCUUUGCCCUGACAAGCUCACGUGAUGGCAAGCUCAUUGCAUCUGCCUGCAAGGCAAGCACACAGCAGCAUGCAGCCAUAAUCCUCUGGAACACUGCUACAUGGAAGCAAGUAGGGGAGCUCGUAUUUCACAACCUGACAAUAACACAAAUGGAGUUUUCUCCCGACGACCGUCACCUGUUGAGUGUCUCGAGAGACCGAUCAUGGUGCAUACACAAGAUUGACAUCAGCGGAAAUAUUUUUGUCAGAGUGGCAUUUGCUGAUAAGAAGACUGCAAUCCACCAGAGAAUUAUUUGGAGUUGUACCUGGUCGCACGACGGCUUGUACUUUGCAACAGCAUCAAGGGAUAAAAAGGUUGUAGUCUGGGGCUGGAAAGCCGAAGGUUCUUCUGAAACAAAUUUGGGGCCUAUUGAGAGCAAAGGACAAUUGAGUGUGGAGGAUUCAGCCACAGCGGUCAGCUUCGCACCAAGUUUUGCUGGAGGCGACAGGUACCUCAUAGCCAUAGGACUCGAGAGAGGAAGCAUUCACCUUUACCACUGGAGUCUGCAGUCUGGGUGGACUUUGUAUGAGACACUGCAGCAGUCCAUCGCACACCACCUGUCAGUGAAACGGUUAAAGUUUUGCCCAAGACACGACCAUCAAUUCGCGUUUCUGCUUGCCAGCUGUGGAGAUGACCAUAUGGUACGAGUAUACAGCAUCUCUCAACUAACGUGAUUGCUGCUUACCGUGAUGUAAUAAAAGUGGCGUUCCCAUUGGCAGGGGUGUAGCUUUUCCUCUUUUACCAUUAGGUGGUGAGAGGUAUGCCACCCUUCUCUUAGAUGGGAGUCUUCUGGUGAA